Messenger RNA from Paramecium primaurelia, 207 nucleotides. NCBI's taxonomy places the organism in Eukaryota, Ciliophora, Oligohymenophorea, Peniculida, Parameciidae. The record is from the annotation of a GenBank genome assembly.
AUGACUUGUAAAAGAGGUGUAAGUUUUUUGUUAUUUGGUUAACAAUCAAAUGAUUUUAUUUCUGGGCAUUGUGAUGGAAGUCUUUAAAUAUGGAAUUAUCUGAACUAAAUAUUUUAUACAAUUACUAUUUAUGAAAAUUAACACAUGGAAACUCUAAGAUGUUUAAUUAUAAAUAAAAAAAUAAGACUAACGAAUAUCAAGUAGUGA